Acanthopagrus latus (yellowfin seabream) is the source of this 4377-nucleotide messenger RNA. RefSeq names its product RNA-binding motif, single-stranded-interacting protein 1 (gene rbms1b). Gene Ontology annotation, molecular function: mRNA 3'-UTR binding; poly(A) binding; poly(U) RNA binding. Gene Ontology annotation, cellular component: ribonucleoprotein complex; nucleus; cytosol. The record is from RefSeq and is a predicted model, not a curated record. Bases 1 to 1188 code for a protein of 395 amino acids. The transcript is spliced from 13 exons. NCBI's taxonomy places the organism in Eukaryota, Metazoa, Chordata, Actinopteri, Spariformes, Sparidae.
AUGAUUUUUGCUAAUACUGGAAACCCACCGAGGACAUCGUAUCGCAAACAGCCACUUAUUGCCCCUUUGUCACACCCGAUGGCUCCACCUAGCCCAAGCACUAACAGCAGCACCAACAACAGCAGCAGCAGCAGCACUGCAGGCUGGGACCAGCUCAGCAAAACCAACCUCUACAUCCGAGGCCUGUCGCCUUCAACCACAGACCAUGACCUGGUCAAGCUCUGUCAGCCGUAUGGCAAAAUUGUAUCAACAAAGGCCAUCCUGGACAAGACUACAAACAAAUGUAAAGGAUAUGGCUUUGUGGACUUUGACAGCCCAGCUGCCGCUCAGAAAGCUGUGGCUGCCCUGAAAACCACUGGUGUCCAAGCUCAGAUGGCAAAGCAACAAGAACAAGACCCAACAAACUUGUACAUCUCCAAUCUGCCCUUGUCGAUGGACGAGCAGGAACUGGAGAACAUGCUGAAGCACUUUGGCCAGGUCAUAUCCACACGCAUCCUGAGGGACUCCAGUGGCGGCAGCAGAGGAGUGGGCUUUGCAAGGAUGGAAUCAACUGAAAAAUGUGAUGCAGUCAUUUCUCACUUCAAUGGAAAGUUUAUUAAGACCCCCGCGGGUGUUCCAGCGCCACCUGAGCCCUUGCUGUGCAAGUUUGCUGAUGGUGGACAGAAAAAGAGACAAAGUCAGAAUAAAUUUGCCCAGAAUGGUCGGGGGUGGGGAAGGGACGCUGACUCCAGACUGGCUGGAAUGACUCUCACAUAUGAUCCUAGUGCGGCUGCUAUGCAAAACGGAUUUUUCCCACAAGCAUACAGUAUUUCAAACAGGAUGAUUGCUCAAACGUCCAUGUCUCCGUACAUGUCUCCGGUUUCAACAUACCAGGUGCAGAACCCAUCCUGGGUGCCUCAUCAGCCCUACAUCAUGCAGCACCCAGGGACAGUGAUAUCGCCCUCUAUGGACCCAUCUAUGUCACUACAGCCUGCUUCUAUGAUGGCCCCACUCACACAGCAGAUGAGUCACCUCUCUAUGGGCAGUGCAGGAACGUUUAUGGCUGCUAACACAGCUAUGCAAGGAGCAUAUAUCCCGCAGUAUGCACACAUGCAGACAUCAGCUGUUCCUGUAGAGGAAAAUGGUGCACAGUCACAAGUGGACUCAUCCGGCAAUCAUUCCCCAUAUUCCUACCAACAAACCAAGUAGUGCUGAGGUAUCAUUUGGACAACCGCUCAAACAAUCCUGUCUACAAAUGCAAUGGAUGCUAAGGAGCUUUUCACUGUUAUUGCACAAGUCCCGCAAACGUUUAAGUGAGACUAUUUUUGGUAUCAUUUCCAGAGAGAAUAUCAGAGUUCAACAAAUGAUUCAAAUUCUAUUUAAAAGAGAGUUUUGAAAGUUUUAUUUUCAUACUAGAAAAUGUUUAUUUUUUACCACGGAUUGCCGCAGGACACAAGAAAGAAUUACGUGACUAGUUGUUCAAGGUGCAUGAGAGUAAAUCUGUCUUUUUGUUAAUAUUUCCAGAUUUUCCUUUCCUCCGAGGACAUUUUUGCAAAUGACGUUUUUUGUGCUUGCUGUGUGAGUGUUGCUAUGGUGAAGUGUUAAGUGUUGUUUUCUUGUACAGUGGUUUCCUCUUAGUAUUUUAGAUUGAUCUUGCUGUCUGAUUAAAAGUUUGCCUUCAUUGUUUUGAUACAGUAGUUGUACAGACCACCACAGAGAGCGGCAAUAAGAGGUGCUGAGGGCUGUUGCCUUGGAAAUGAGCUGUGUAGGAAGUUUGUUUUUUUGUUUUAAUGAAAUCUAUGUUUUUAUUGCUUUUCCCUCCCAAAACUGAUAAGAAAGUAGGAUACGUUUUUAGGGAAAAUGUUUUGAAUGAAAUGAUUUUAAUGGAUGUAAUAUUUAUUUGGUAAGGAGACCUUAUAUGUUUCUGGAUGUUGGAAUGUGUUAGAGUUCCUGCUCACCUUUUGAUCUUGCCUUUUUGAUUACUUGGUAUUGUAGAAUAGCUGAAAUUGAACUUCCUCAGUGGGGUGGGGGAAUGAGAAGGGGCAAAUGUGUUUUUGUUUGUUGGUCAUGGUUCUGUCUUUUUCGGGUGAUGUUAAUUGUUAUUUUGAUGGGGUGUGUCUUUUUCAUUUUUUAUUUGAGAAAACAAACAAACUAGCAGGUAAACAUAGACUUAUGAUUGUGCAAAAACAAUAAACUCAUCUAAGCCUUGUAAUAGAACUUAGGCAAAAGUUCAAGUUGGGGGGUAAAAAAACGAGAUGAAUAUGUGUAUGUUUUCGCACCUCGCUCUUAGGAAACAAACAAACUUGGCACUUUCAGUUGUAGUUUACUUCACCAAAGAUUGCGAGCUAGUAGGCUGAGGAUAUAGCAUCAUUUUGUCUCUGUAACCAGGACAUAAGUGACUCCGCAAACUGGAUUCUGCAGUUUGGACAGUGUGCCUUUUUUGUAUAUUCACAUUCAGUUGUCAUUAGUAGGUUAUAAACACAGUACAGACACACACGCAAGCAUGAAGGAAGGCCUGGAUCCAACAAGUGCCACAGAUUAAUUUCAUACUUAGUAAAAGUCAAAAGUAAGACAGUAAACUAUGAAAGGAUAGUGCUACACUAGCAAUAUGAUAAGGGCUGCAACUAUUGAUUUUUUUCAUUGUUGGUUAAUCUGAAUUUUUUUUUUUUAUCUCAGUUGAUGAGUUGUAUAAAAUGUCCAAAAUUGGAUGAAAAUAGAGAUCAUUUCCCAAAGCCCAGGAUGAUGUCCUCAAAUGUCUCAUUCUGUCCACAACCCAAAGAUAAUCAGUUUACAGUCAUAGAGGAGUAAAGAAACCUGACGAUAUUUACUUUUGAGACUCAGACAAUUAACUUUUUUAUUUCUAAGGUGCAGUAUGUAAGAAUUUUAGUCUAAAAUAUUUAAGAAUUACCUAAAAUUAUCAACAGAAUGUGAAAAAGUAACAGUUUUGGUGUUGUGUUGCAGAGAUAGCUAUUGAAAUUAGGGUGAUAACCAGCUGACUCCUGGUGACAUUGUACUCCAAGAGGUAACAGUUCACUAGUAAACAACACCAAACACUACCCCAGUGCCCCAAGCUCCCAGUCAGGGCAGAGUCAACUAAUCCAACCACUAGCUACAGGACUAAGUUCUCUAGCUAACGCAACUAUAGUUAGCGGAAGUUAGCAGCUAGACUGAUAUGCUGUCCAGUAUUGUUUUGAAUUUGUCAGGUCUCCAAUUCUUAUAUAUUGCACAUUUAAACCAAGUACUCAAUUAUGGAAAAACUUAGCAAUUCAUUUGAUAGUUCCAAUGAUCGAUUUAACUGAUCAGUGGUUGCAGCUCUAAAUCUGAUAUGAUAUAGCACUAAAAAGAAGUGAUUUGAGAUAUAUAUAUAUAUAUAUAUAUAUAUACACACACACACACACACAAUGGUGGAUUAAAGCAGGCUUGUUGAUUAUUGUGUCCUCCAUUAAGCCUGUGAUUCGACCUGGCGGUCAGUCAGACCAGUUAUCUACCUCAGAGUUUUCCUUCCCUCUCUGUACUAGGUCGGGUUAGCAGGUCCAGCCCGCCCUUCCAGACCAAAUGCCAUGCUCAGGAGCUGGCCACAUACAGCUGUUUCCUCAUAGGUUGUUUUGAAUUUUCUUCAUACCUAUGUUUUUGGGGGGUUUUUUGUUUUUGUUUUUUUAACGAUGUGAUAUUGUAACCAUUAGGGUGGGGGGGAGGGGGUGGGAGGGGCCACAACAUGUUUCUCCUCACAUUCACGCAUUCAGUUUAAAGAGCUGCUGCUUGUACGCCGAUAGAUUCCAGACGCUGAUCUAAGAUGUUAAAGACCAACAAUGACAACAAAGCGUCGUGUUGCGUUCAUUGGAUCUGUGCUCCUUGAAACAAACAUGUUUGUUGCUUUUACUGUCUUGGGUCUAGACGAUCUCACAGCAGCAUUUCCUGUGUAGUUAGCUAGAGUGUGCAGCAAGUGUAAAGGGCGGCCGAGAUUAUACUUGAGAUAUCUUUGUAAUGCCUGAGACUGAGAAGUAAUACUGUCUUGUGAGGUUCAUGCUGCUAGUGGUGUCUGAACCAAGUGCCAUAGUAUCUGGGUCAAGAGUGGCAGAGGUGCAUCCAAUAAAAAUUGCUCAUAUAAGUAACCACCAUGUUGAACAGUCAUUAAGUUAUAUGAAAAAUUUCUAAUUUAUGAGGAGUUUUGUACAGACAGCUUGAGGAAAUAAGAGUUUUUCAUAGAGCUAUAUGAAAGUUUUUUUUUUUUUUACUUGUGCCACACAAUUGCCAGUGGUAACUUGCAUGUACAGUUUAAUUUCUCCUCUGUACUUUUGUUUUGUAGUGUUUGUUAAAGCCAAAGACUUUUAUUUCAGUAGAUUGUUGCCUAAGGUUUCAUUUCUUUGACAUUUUUGAAUAAAAAUUUUCAACUUUUGA